GAAAACCAAACACGCCCUAGGGUUUUGACUUUGCGAUGUAUGUUAAGAUUUCGGUGCUCAUCUUUCGUAUUUUUUCUGUGACUGCGAGAUUUGCAAAUCAGAAGCAUGGGGCACUCCAAUGUGUGGAAAGCUCAUCCCAAGAACUAUGGACCUGGUUCUCGCGCCUGGUAUCGUGCUUAGUGCUUAUGCAGAGUUGCAUUUUCAACCUUACAUUUCUUCACCGGGACUCUCCUUCACAGGUGGCUUGUGGAUUUUGAGAGUGACUUUGAUUUAAUCUUAGCACUGGUUGAAGAGAGCUGAAUAGAGAAUACAAAACCGAUGGUCCCCUUGCCAGGCUCUCUAAGGGGUUUUCAUAAUCUUGUAUCUUCCUCCCGGAUUGAAAAGCUAGUUUCCCUCUUACAUUCCAAACAAUAUCUGCCACCAUGGCUUCAGUCUGUACGCCAUCUUAGCUUUACCGAUGAUCACAGUAAACAACAUGCUGGAGAAUCUGAUGACUUUUUUAAUCUACAGUCAGACUCAGGUUCAGACAAUAGUAGCAACUGUACCGACGAGGCAUACAAUGUUGAACAAUGUAUGUCAGAAACAAUUCCAAGUAGGCCUUUGAGAGGUAGGAAGCCAAUUAAUCAGCCUCCACAUUUCCGAGAAUAUGAUAGAGGUUCCCAUUCCUUCCCUCCCAGAUUUGAAGACAACCAUGAUGACCUUGAUGAAAUGGACAAAACUAAUAAAUCUUCUCAAAUUGAUCUUGCAUUUGAGGGCACAAAUGUGGCAGAAACAAAUAGGGAUGUUGGCCAAUCAGGAGACAGUUUCCUUGAUAAAUUCAAGCUUGGUUUUGAUGAUACAACAGUGAAUCUGUCAGUUGUUGCAGCAGGCAAGCAAUCUGAAGAAGCAAAGAGGUCAAAUCACAAUCAACCAGCUCAAGAAUCUAUGCCUGAAGAUGCUGAUGAGAUCUUCAAGAAGAUGAAGGAGGCUGGUCUUAUCCCCAAUGCUGUGGCUAUGCUCGAUGGUCUAUGUAAAGAUGGUUUGGUUCAAGAAGCCUUGAAACUUUUUGGUUUGAUGCGGGAGAAGGGAACUAUUCCAGAAAUUGUCAUAUACACAGCGGUAGUGGAGGGAUACACAAAGGCCCACAAGGCUGAUGACGCCAAAAGGAUUUUCAGGAAAAUGCAGAGUAAUGGAAUUUCACCCAAUGCUUUCAGUUACACAGUCCUAAUACAAGGACUCUACAAGUGUAGCAGAUUACAGGAUGCUUUUGAAUUUUGCGUGGAGAUGUUAGAAUCAGGGCAUUCUCCAAAUGUGACAACUUUUGUAGGCUUAGUGGAUGGUUUCUGCAAGGAAAAUGGCGUCGAAGAGGCUAAGGGUGCUAUUAAAACAUUAACAGAAAAGGGUUUCGCUAUUAAUGAGAAAGCUGUUAGGGAGUUUUUGGACAAGAAAACACCAUUUUCACCGUCUGUUUGGGAAGCCAUCUUUGGGAAGAAAGUCCCUCAGAGACCAUUUUAAAUAUCUUUCAGACUAUGUAAGCUUUCAUCUAAUUCUGUUACUAAUUACCUAUUUUAUGUAUAUAUUAAUACAUUUUCAUAAUAACGCAUAUGUUUAUUCAAUUAAGUUGAAUAUUAAAAUAUUUUA
Molecule: messenger RNA, 1620 nt
Organism: Cajanus cajan (pigeon pea)
Lineage: Eukaryota; Viridiplantae; Streptophyta; Magnoliopsida; Fabales; Fabaceae
Molecular function (GO): protein binding
Source: RefSeq, a predicted model, not a curated record